CCGCGCAAAGAGACCAAAAAUCCCCAGACCCCAGGAAUUAAAUCCAUGUGGAGGAAAAGCGGGAUACCCAGAGCGCCUAGACUUGGCCUACCCACAAUGUACGUUGCACAUGUAAGCUCCUCUUUUUUCUGUGCGAUACUAAUUCCCCAUCUGAAUAAAGACGGAUAACUAUGAGUAAGAUUUAAGGUAAAAAGAAGAAAUAAUCACCACAGAAAAUUAAUAGCACUAAAAAAUAAAAAUAAAAAAAAAUAAAACCCUGGGCAUGGGGUGGUCUUCACUUCUAUGCUGCACGUGUCUCCCCGCACGCUCCUCCUCCGCGCCGAGCUACCCCAACUCUAAACCCAAUUCCUCGGGGUCGACUGAAAAAAGGGCGCAAGCUGAGCUACACGAGCGACCUUCUCCUCACAUCACUACCACAAAAUCGCCACCCUCAACACCUAAACAGACAGCUUUCGUCCCAAGUUCACGAACUUCUUUGAGGAAAGAUCAGAAAAAUUCCAAUCCCAAUUCUGAUUUUAAUUCCAAUAUCAAGAGAGAAACCCAGAGCACCCAGAGCAGCAUCACCAAAAUGGGCGAGGCCACACACCACAAGAGCUCGGGCUCUUUCGUAGGCGCCAUCGAUCAGGGCACUACCAGCUCGCGCUUCCUCAUUUUCAACACUACUGGCGAGGUCGUUGCAUCUCACCAGCUCGAGUUCAAGCAAUAUUAUCCUCAACCUGGCUGGCAUGAACACGACCCGCUCGAGAUUGUUUCCUCGGUCGAGACGUGCAUCGAUGGUGCCGUCCAGGCUUUCGAGGCACAGGGCCACGACCCGCGCCAGAUCAAGUCCGUUGGCAUCACCAAUCAACGUGAGACCACGGUGGUUUGGGACCGCACCACAGGCGAGCCUCUUCACAAUGCCAUCGUCUGGACCGACGUACGCGCCUCGGACCUGGUCCGCCGCCUCAAGCGACGCCUGGGCGCGUCGGAGCUCACCCAGCGCUCCGGCCUGCCCCUUAGCACCUACCCCUCGGUCAGCAAGCUCCUGUGGAUGAUUGCCAACGUCGACAAGGUCCGUGAGGCCUACGACGCCGGCAGGCUCGCCUUUGGCACCAUCGACACGUGGCUCGUGUAUCGACUCAACGGCGGCGUCGACAAGAACGUCUUCGUCACCGACCCCAGCAACGCGAGCAGGACCAUGUUUAUGAAUAUCCACUCGCUCGAGUACGACGAGGAUCUUAUUGACUUCUUUCGCCUCGACACGGAAAAGGUCGCCCUGCCCACCAUCGUCCCCUCGUCCGACCCCAAAGCCUACGGCUCCCUUGCCGGCACCUCCCUCAAGGGUGUCCCCAUCACGGGCUGCCUGGGCGACCAGUCCGCCGCCCUGGUCGGGCAAAAGGCCUUUGCGCCGGGCCUGGCCAAGAACACGUACGGCACCGGCAGCUUCAUCCUGAUGAACGUGGGCGAGAAGCCCGUCAUCUCGACGCACGGCCUGCUGACGACGGUGGCGUUCGAUUUCGGGCCCGGCAAGCGCUUCUACGCGCUCGAGGGCAGCAUCGCCGUGGCCGGGUCGAGCGUCAAGUUCAUGGUGGACAGCUUUAAGUUUGCCGAGUCAAGCGCUAAGCUCAGCGCGCUGGCCGAGUCGGUCCCGGACAACGGCGGCGUCGUCUUCGUCACGGGCUUCAGCGGCCUGUACGCCCCUUACUGGUACGACGACGCCAGGGGCACCAUCUUUGGCAUCACCAGCUACACCACCCCGGCCCACGUCGCCCGCGCCACCCUCGAGGCCACCUGCUUCCAGACAAAAGCCAUCCUGGAUGCCAUGCACAAGGACAGCGGCAAGGCGCUUGAGGAGCUUGCUGUUGACGGCGGCAUGUGCAACUCGGACUUGACCAUGCAGACCCAAGCAGAUCUCAUCGGGAUGCCCGUCAACAGACCACAGAUGCGCGAGACAACGGCCUUUGGUGCCGCUAUCGCAGCCGGCAUGGCCUCCGGGGUGUGGAAGACGUUUGAAGACCUCGACGAAGUCAACACUGAAGGCAGGACGUUGUUCAAGCCGCAGAUCUCGCCAGAGGAGAGCUCGAAGCGCUUUGCAAGGUGGGAAAAAGCAGUCGAGAUGAGCAGAGGGUGGAUGUCUUGAUUUUCUUUUGUCGUUGGUUGUUUUUUUGUUUUUUUUCUUCUUCUUUGCUGCUGGGUUUCUUGCAUGGUUCACUUUGGAGGUAACGUUUGCCUUUUUUUAUGAUUUGUCGCGUGAUGUUUUUUUGUUUUUUUUUCAAUGAUAAUGACGUUCUUUUGCAUCGGUCAUGCGGGAAAGGGUCGGAUACAUGCCUGUUCAUCGAUGGCAAUGACGGGCCUUGCCGUGAAAGCUAAAUUGGCCGAAAAUUACUUUUAGAGUUAUCCGACUUGCUAAAGUCAGCAAAAUCUGAUGCCUAUAUUCCCAGAGACCCUUGCGACGAUAGGCUGCAUAUCCCGGUGGGGAAGCUCACACGCCAUAAGUUAGGAAGAUAACCAAGUAGGUUGUUGCUAAGUGUAAUUUUGG
This is a messenger RNA of Pyricularia grisea, 2518 nucleotides long. RefSeq lists its product as uncharacterized. Gene Ontology annotation, molecular function: glycerol kinase activity. Lineage: Eukaryota; Fungi; Ascomycota; Sordariomycetes; Magnaporthales; Pyriculariaceae. The transcript has 3 exons. Gene Ontology annotation, biological process: glycerol metabolic process; glycerol-3-phosphate biosynthetic process; triglyceride metabolic process. The record is from RefSeq and is a predicted model, not a curated record. Gene Ontology annotation, cellular component: mitochondrion. The coding region runs from base 263 to 2119 and encodes 618 amino acids.